GUUGGACUCAGCAGCCCGGUGCGCACCGCGUGGCUUUUGGGGCGAGACCCCGGCGGGAUCUGGCAGGAGGGCGGCAGCUGCGGUCGGAGAACGGGACGCGGACAAGAUAGUUGAAGUAUUGAUAACACCAAGGAAAUCUGUCACAAUUUGAAAAGAUAAGGAAAAAUUUGAUUUCCAGACACUACAGGAAAAGAAGUAAAAAUGCGUCCAGUGAGAAUUUUUGUGAAUGAUGAUCGCCAUGUGAUGGCAAAGCAUUCUUCUGUUUAUCCGACACAAAAGGAGCUGGAGGCAGUUCAGAACAUGGUGUCCCACACGGAGCGGGCUCUCAAGGCUGUGUCCGACUGGAUCGAUGAGCAGGAGAAAGGUAGUGGCGAUCACGCCGAGUCUGAGAAUGUGGAUGUGCCCCCAGAGGACGAGACCAAAGAAGGGGCCGGGGAGCAGAAGGCAGAGCAUGUGACUAGAACCCUGAGGGGCAUGAUGCGUGUUGGCCUCGUGGCAAAGGGCCUGCUGCUCAAGGGGGACCUGGACCUGGAGCUGGUGCUGCUGUGUAAGGAGAAGCCCACGACCGCCCUCCUGGACAAGGUGGCUGACAACCUGGCCAUCCAGCUCGCUGCUGUUACAGAUGACAAGUACGAAAUACUCCAAUCUGUCGACGAUGCCGCGAUUGUGAUAAAAAACACAAAAGAGCCUCCAUUGUCCCUGACCAUCCACCUGACAUCCCCUGUUGUCAGAGAAGAAAUGGAGAAAGUAUUAGCUGGAGAAACGCUAUCAGUCAACGAUCCCCCGGACGUUCUGGACAGGCAGAAAUGCCUUGCUGCCUUGGCGUCCCUCCGACACGCCAAGUGGUUCCAGGCCAGAGCCAAUGGGCUGAAGUCGUGUGUCAUUGUCAUCCGGGUCCUGAGGGACCUGUGCACCCGCAUUCCCACCUGGGGUCCCCUCAGAGGAUGGCCCCUCGAGCUUCUCUGUGAGAAGUCCAUCGGCACAGCCAACAGACCAAUGGGUGCUGGCGAGGCCCUGCGGAGAGUGCUGGAGUGCCUGGCUUCAGGCAUCGUGAUGCCAGAUGGUUCUGGCAUUUAUGACCCUUGUGAAAAAGAAGCCACUGAUGCUAUUGGACAUCUAGACAGACAGCAACGGGAAGAUAUCACACAGAGUGCGCAGCAUGCUCUGCGACUUGCUGCGUUUGGCCAGCUCCAUAAGGUCCUGGGUAUGGACCCCUUGCCUUCGAAGAUGCCCAAGAAACCAAAGAAUGAAAACCCAGUGGACUACACAGUGCAAAUACCCCCCAGUACCACCUACGCCAUUACGCCCAUGAAACGCCCAAUGGAGGAAGAUGGGGAGGAAAAGUCUCCCAGCAAAAAGAAGAAGAAGAUUCAGAAGAAAGAGGAGAAAGCAGAGCCUCCCCAAGCGAUGAAUGCCCUGAUGAGACUGAACCAGCUCAAGCCAGGGCUGCAGUACAAACUGGUUUCCCAGACCGGUCCAGUUCACGCCCCCAUCUUCACCAUGUCUGUGGAGGUAGACGGCAACUCAUUCGAGGCUUCUGGGCCCUCCAAAAAGACUGCCAAGUUGCACGUGGCCGUUAAGGUGUUACAGGACAUGGGCUUGCCCACGGGUGCCGAAGGCAGAGACUCCAGCAAGGGGGAAGACUCAGCUGAGGAGACAGAGGCGAAGCCAGCCGUGGUGGCCCCUCCACCUGUGGUGGAAGCUGUCUCGACCCCCAGCGCUGCCUUCCCCUCAGAUCCCACUGCCGAGAACGUAAAACAGCAGGGGCCGAUCCUGACCAAGCAUGGCAAGAACCCUGUUAUGGAACUUAAUGAGAAGAGGCGUGGCCUCAAGUAUGAGCUCAUCUCAGAGACAGGGGGCAGCCACGACAAGCGCUUCGUCAUGGAGGUCGAGGUGGACGGACAGAAGUUUCAAGGCGCUGGCUCAAACAAAAAGGUGGCCAAAGCAUAUGCCGCCCUUGCUGCGCUAGAAAAGCUGUUCCCCGACGCCCCUCUAGCCCUUGAGGCCAACAAGAAGAAGAGAGCCCCCGUGCCUGUGAGAGGUGGACCGAAAUUUUCUGCUAAGCCACAUAACCCUGGGUUCGGCAUGGGGGGUCCCAUGCACAACGAAGUGCCCCCGCCCCCCAAUCUCCGAGGACGGGGAAGAGGAGGGAACAUCCGAGGUCGAGGUCGAGGGAGAGGCUUUGGUGGCGCCAACCAUGGAGCUACAUGAAUGCUGGCGCCGGGUAUGGCAGCUACGGGUAUGGAGGCAACUCGGCGACCGCCGGCUACA
Molecule: messenger RNA, 2271 nt
Organism: Orcinus orca (killer whale)
Lineage: Eukaryota; Metazoa; Chordata; Mammalia; Artiodactyla; Delphinidae
Product: interleukin enhancer-binding factor 3-like
Exons: 1
Coding region: 202-2211 (669 amino acids)
Cellular component (GO): precatalytic spliceosome
Molecular function (GO): single-stranded RNA binding; double-stranded RNA binding
Source: RefSeq, a predicted model, not a curated record